Molecule: messenger RNA, 2593 nt
Organism: Homarus americanus (American lobster)
Lineage: Eukaryota; Metazoa; Arthropoda; Malacostraca; Decapoda; Nephropidae
Product: fibronectin type-III domain-containing protein 3a-like
Exons: 7
Coding region: 177-1172 (331 amino acids)
Molecular function (GO): protein binding
Source: RefSeq, a predicted model, not a curated record
ACCAGGCAAGUGAAGUCCACCUGGAUAUGCAUUACCCCUCCGUCCUAGUGUGGUGCUUCUGUGGUCGUCAGGAGACAGAGUCGUGCAGUGACUAGGAAGCAGAGUUCUGUGAUCACCAGGAGACAACACCGUAUAUUCACCAGGAGACAACACCGUCUGAUGAACAGGCAGGAACAAUGAGGGCAGUGUGGUGGUCACUGGUGUUGGUGCUGACGGUGUCGUCGUCAUUCUCCCACGCACAAGAGGACGACGGAGAUGAUGGUAAAUUGAACCUGUACUUGAAGGGUGGAUCAAACUCCAUCGAUGUCUUUUGGGACGAGGUGCCAAACACAACCGUCUACACACUCAGUUGGACUCCCUCGAGCAAUUCAGUUAACCGCACUGAUAACAGCAAAUAUAAAAUCCAGAGCCUCAGCCCGUGUACAAAUUACACGGUUACUCUCGUGGCUAUAAGUGAAAACUCAACGGUCUUGGCCAGUGAAACGAAGUGCAAGACAUUGAGUAAAGAAAACUCGAACGCUGUGAAAAAUAUGGCUGUGAAUAGUGUAGAAGGUAACAUAACAAUACUGCUUGCAUCGUGGACGCCGCCAGAGAGACCCGGGAACUGUACAGUGUAUUACAGAAUUACAUGGAGUGCUAUUGGAUUCGUCAAUACAACACAAACUGACGAGAAACCUGAAAUAUCUAAUUACACCAUCACCGGUCUGAAAGGAUGCACCCAAUACAACGUAUCUGUUGUUACCAGGACCGAUACCAGUUACUCAAAUCCAAGACAUAGUUCUAAUAACACCAACGGGCGUGAACCAGGAAAGCCAAGUUUAAAGCAGACGAGUGCAGAUAAACACAGCAUCACAAUGAAGUGGACAAAGCCAGAAUCAAUCUGUGCUAUCACCUUGUACCAACUGAUCUACGAUGACAAGAUACAGAACUUCAGUAGCGGAAAGCGAUAUUACACAGCUACAAGACUGUCUCAACACAGUAAAUACACAUUUAAAUUGAAGGCAAACAACGACGCCGGGUUUGGUGAGGCCGCUAUACUCGACACAAUGACUACUGGGGUGGAUCCGGUAGCGGUGGGAGUCGGUGUUGGUGUCUCGGUGGGAGUGGUGUUGCUGGCGGUGGGUAUAGCCGGGUAUAUCUACAGGGACAAGAUUAAGAACCGGUGUAUGUGAGAGAACAUAUUAGACAAAAGCUGCCAAAGAUCUCCGUAACGGGGAAACUGAGGUAAACUUUUAUUGCAACUGAUUAUUAUUAGGAACAAAAAAAGCCGCUAUUACCAACAGGCAGCAUCAUAUAUAUUGUAGUUGAUUAUAUUACCGUGUACUUAUAUAAUUAUCUGGGCGUAUGUCCCCCUUUACACCCGGGGUACCCCAAGCAGAUCCUGAUGUGAAUGGGUACGUAGCUUAAUAGUAAGGCGAGUGAAGGGUGGUAGUGUUUAUUGUUUGGUGUUCCAGUGUGCUGUAUCCAAACUGCCUCUCAUAGUGUUUCAGGCAAAUGGGAAUUGUUUUUGUUUUUGUAUUUUCAUCCUUCAUGUUUACUAUUUUUUGUAUUACUUCUUUCACUAAAUUGUUAAGGUCUUGUCUCAUUGCUGGUGUUGAAAAUAGGAUAUUUUUCCUUACAUAACUUGUUAAGUAUAUUAGUUAAGUAUCUAUAUCACUAAUCAAUGUUUUUAAUUAUUACUUAUGGAAUUACUUAAUAAUUUUAGUAAGUACUAGUUAAUUACUUUAGCUAUUUAUAUUUAAUUACGUUAGUUAGGACAAAAUUUCAAUUAUAUUUAAUUAAUUACAACUUAAAUUUUAAGUUAAAUAUAUCAGUUAAUUAUUUUAGUUAUUACCUGUAACUCUCGUUAAUUACAUUAUGUAUGAUCUAGAUUACUCAUUGAUUACUUUAACCAUAACUCCAAAUUAUACUGAAUUACACCACACAUGACUUGUACUACUGAUUUAUUACAUUUGUUAUAAUCUGCAUUACAGGCUGAUUACAUAAGAUAUGAAGUGUUAUCCAUGUUAUUUACGUAACUUAUGAGUUGUACGGCACUAUAAGGUAAUUACACUAGUUGUUACUUGCACUACCAGCUAAUUAUAUUAUCUGACCCCAAAAUAUAGUAAUGCUGGUGGGAGACAUACAUACAUACAUACAGCAUAUAUUUAUAGAGUAUUAUUGUUUGCAUAUUGUUAGUAGCUAAAAGAAGUAUCUGACAGGGUGGGGUCUGAUGUCUCGGGAGGGUUGGUAUGCGUGUCUUCGCCCACCGCCAUUCAACAUCCAACACAGGGGGUGAGCUCACAUAUAGGAAUAAAAUAAACGGUUAAGGGAUUACUGUCACAUAAUAUAAGGAGACAACACGAAUAUCCCAAUACCUAUAGUCCGUGGCCUCAUAUUGUUUCACACAGAGUAUGCAAAGAUACUUUUUUUUAGCUACUGUUCAUCGCUAACAAAAGUACUGUCGUCUCACCUGCCUCUUCAUGAACCCAGAGAUUCACAGGUCUCUGAAUCUCUGGGUUCAUGAAGAGCCGACAGGACUUUUGUUAGCGAGUGUACAGUGCUCACUUAAUGGCCUUGUUUUUUAUUGUACGGAAAUAAACAAGAGAAUUUU